CUGCACGUCCAGACGCCGCUGCAAGCUGCACCUCGCCGUCGUCAACGAAGGAAGCAAGUGCUGCGCCAACGAGCAGCAGCCACCGCCGCCAACGAGCGAGCAUCAAUCUGCAACACACGCCAGCCGAGGGCUCCAUCGCCAACACUCGUCUCGCCGCCAAGCCGUUCAGCCUCAACACGAUGUUGAUCUUCCCUGCGGCUACGACUCUUGGUGAGUUUUGAGGUCUUGUGCUGUAUCCACAAGAGAAAAUAAUGUCUAUUAAUAUCUGGAUUCGCCACCGGCAGCCAGGUAGUAGCAGGAGAGCGCGGGGUGGAGUGAUAGAGUAGAAGACCAGUGGUGGCAUACAGAAAGAAAGACUAGUGAUAUUAGAGAAGGAUGGUAACGUGGAACCUUGAUCUUAUCGUGGGCCUAGCGAUGAACCCGACCUGACUCGACAAAAGCACCAAGUCGGCCAUAAUGUCCAUACGCGAAGCCGACUAGAUAGCCAGCCCAGCCCACCAGAUUGUUCUGGCCGAGACAAGUGAGCCCACACAACAGAUGGUGGCCCAUUCAAGAUUACGUUGGAUUGGUUUGGUCCCCUCGUUCGACGGCACAUUCCAGAGCCCGGUUUGCUCCCGACUCACCAUAGCCCAUAGCCAUAGGAGAAGAAAAGGAAGACCUACCCUUCUCCUUCCCCACCCCGGCGGCUCCAACUCGAUUCUUCACCUCGCGCCCUCUUCAGCUAUUUCCGUGUUUCGGAUGAUUUCGAAUCGAAAACGAGAGCGCGCGACAGGGCGGGACAGAUAGAUCUAGAGGAGGAACAAGCACACAAACACUCCCGCACACAGAGACGGGCGGGCAAACUGAGUUCGGCCAGCUGCGGCCUUCGUGCCCUCCGUACCGGUGUCAUGGGGAUGGUGUCGCUGAAUCGCCUCAUGUUCAAGCACAAGGAGCGGAGGCGUCGCAGGCGAGUCCGCAAUGGAUUGAUUACUUCAGUGUCACAAGAAAAUGAAUCACUCUGCCAAGAAAUUGAUCAAUCUCAGAGUGGUGAAAUGUCGAGAUAUUCAGGGCCAGACCUUCCUGAGGAUAUCUGGUGCCAUAUACAUUCCCUGUUGCCACUCCGAGAUUCUGCCCGUUCUGCUUGUGUAUCUUACACAUUUCUACAUUCUUGGAGGCGCUACCCCAAGCUCACAUUCACUGAGGAAGCACUGGGCUUGAAACAAAUGGAAGGCCAAAAGACAGGAGUGGAUUUCACUAACAGAGUUGACCACAUUCUGAAAAAUCACUCUGGCACUGGCGUGAAGAUACUCAAGCUUGCAGUCCCUCUUUAUCGCAAUGUCAGCAGCUGUCAUCUCACUAGUUGGCUCCAGAAUGCUAUCACACCAGGGAUUGAAGAAGUAAAUCUUACACUGCAUUCAGAAUAUAUGGAAGAGUACAACUUCCCAUGCUCAAUUUUACAUAAUGGGUGUGGGAACUCAAUUCUUUAUCUUCGCCUUACCUACUGCGCCUUCCGGCCCACAAGCGGAUCUGAUUGCUUGAGAAGCCUGACAAAACUAGAUCUGUACAAAGUGUCUAUUACAGGGGAUGAGUUAGGGUGUCUUAUUUCCAAUACUUUUGCUUUGGAGAAGUUGAUGCUCGGACAAUGCAAUGAGCUAAUUUGUCUAAAAAUACCAUUCUGGCUGGAGCGGCUCAGCUUCGUGUAUUUGACUUGGUGCAGAAUGCUGCAAGUGAUAGAGAGUGCAGCUCCAAACCUCUCCACUUUUAAGUUAAUUGGUGACCCGGUACAAAUGUCAUUUGGAAUAUCAUCACAAGUGAAGAACCUAAAUGUGGGCUUUUCAUUUAAGCCCAACAUUCUUAGUUAUGCUAUUACCAAGCUCCCUUCUGUUUUUCCACAUCUUGAAACUCUUAUCUUAUCUUCGAUGAGUGAGAUGAUUGAUACACCAAUGGUAGCUGACAAAUUCCUCCACCUCAAGCACUUGAAGAUUUUUCUUUCUAUCCUUUAUGACAGCUGGUCCCCAGCCUAUGAUUUUUUGUCACUGGUUUCGUUUCUGGAUGCUUCUCCUCAACUGGAGACUUUCCUUUUAAGUAUUAGACAUCUGGGUGAUAUGGAGCAUGAUUCUGGGGAUGACGCACACAUGAGGCAGAUUCCUAAGUACAAGCAUUGCAGGCUCAGGAAGGUGCGCAUCAAUGGAUUCUUCUCUGCAAAGGGCAUGGUUGAGCUAACAUGUCAUAUUCUGGAGGUAGCAACAUCACUUGAAAGUCUGACGGUGGACACUGUAUAUAAUGAGGAGGAGGAUGAUAAAAUUAGUAGGUGUGCUGUUAAGAAAAGCGGUGAAUGCUGGUCCAUCAGCAGGGAUUGGAUCUUAGAAGCACAUAAAGCGGUUGGGGUCAUCAAAAGGUACAUCCUGGAAAGAGUUCCCUCUACAGUUAAGAUAAAUGUUGGGGAGCCUUGUAGACGGUGUCAUUCUAUAGAUGUGAUAGCAUCCAAUAUUUAACUGUGCAAUGUUGCAUAUGUUAUAAUCACUUUGUUAUUUGGGUAGUGUCCAGUAUUUAACUGUGCAGUGUUGCGUGUGUCA
This is a messenger RNA of Panicum hallii, 2555 nucleotides long. RefSeq lists its product as uncharacterized. Gene Ontology annotation, molecular function: protein binding. NCBI's taxonomy places the organism in Eukaryota, Viridiplantae, Streptophyta, Magnoliopsida, Poales, Poaceae. Bases 888 to 2474 code for a protein of 528 amino acids. The transcript has 5 exons. The record is from RefSeq and is a predicted model, not a curated record.